CAUAUCAUUCCAGUGCCAUGAAGGUAUUCCUCAGUACUCUCCUGAUAUUUCUUUCUAAAGGAAUAUCAGCAGAGACUGGUGAGGGGUCAUGUUACAACCCCGCUGGAGAAGCUGUGAGAUGUAUGCCUGACUUUAUCAACAUUGCCUUCCGAGCCCAGGUCUUUGCAUCCAACACUUGCGGAGAUCCACCAUCACAAUACUGUGUUCAGCAAGAAACUGGUGUUCCUAACUUGGAUGAUGAGAACUGUUACGAGUGUGACGCUGGUGACCCAGAUCUCAGCCAUCCAACAACAUAUUUGACUGACAGAAAUGAGGUCGAUAAUCAGACUUCCUGGCAAUCAAACACUUUGUAUGAUCAGAACAUUGGUAACAUGACAUUGCACUUACCUUUCAACAAAAGUUUUGACAUCGAGUACAUUAAAAUCGAGUUCCAAAGUCCCAGACCAGAGAGCAUGGUGAUAGAGAAAAGUUCAGAUUACGGACGAAACUGGGAGGUUUAUCAGUAUUUCUCCUCGACAUGUUACAAAACUUUCAACAAGAGGACUGAUGAGGAGAUUUACCCUUGGGAUGAAGCUAAAGCUAUUUGCACAGAUAAAUACAGUGAAAUAUCUCCACUACAGGGGGGAGUAGUCGCCUUCAGUCCUUUGAAAGAUCGUCCAGGUGCUAAAGAAACAGAGCAGUUGUUUAACAACCCAGCACUCCUUGCCUGGAUGCGCGCAACAGACAUCAGGAUCAGGCUGAUCAAUCUCAACACAUUCGGCGAUCAGUACUUCUCAAAUGCGAAGAACGAAGUAAUGAAGACCUAUUAUUACUCUAUUUCUGAUCUAUCAGUCGGAGGAAGAUGCACGUGUCACGGUCACGGAGAGUACUGUACGACGAGCGCGUGUGAAUGUCUCCACAACACAGCUGGCAAGAACUGUGAGCGUUGUCUCGACAUGUUCAACGACCUUCCCUGGCGAGAGGCCACCACGGAGAAUCCUUUCGUUUGUCAAGAAUGCGACUGUAACGGUUUGGCUAGUCGAUGUGUGUUUGAUCAACAGGUAUUUGAUGAUAGCGAGUCUGUCAGUGGUGGAGUAUGUGUGGGCUGUAGGGCUAACACUGCUGGACAACACUGUGACGAAUGUGCCCAUGGUUUCUUCCCUAAUCCUGAGCUUGCUGUCGGUCAUGUUGACAGGUGUCGGGCUUGCCAGUGCAACGUAUACGGAAGUGUGGGCGAUGGAGCGUGUACCCAGACUCUCGAUGUUAACAGAGGACUCAGUUUCGGAGACUGUCAGUGUAAACCUAAUGUUUUGGGUGUUAACUGUGACACGUGCGCUGACGGUUAUCAUUCCCUUCAAGAGGGCUGUCUUAGGUGUGACUGUGAUCCUGUCGGAACAAAGGGCAACCACAAACUUUGUGAUAAAGCUACUGGACAAUGUCGGUGCAGAAACAACAUUGCUGGACUACAGUGUAACGAGUGUCUACCUGGAUAUUACGGAUAUCUGACCGGUUGUGAGCCUUGUUCCUGUAACCUUGCGGGAUCCUUCUCGAAGGAAUGCGACCAAGAUAGUGGGCAGUGUCAGUGCAGAGACGGCUACGAAGGAAAGGAAUGUGCCAAUGUAGAACAGGGCACUUUUAUCCCGGACAUGGGAUCCCUUGUUAUCCAGCCAGCCGAGAGCGACAAUCUCAUCGACGGUGGUGACGGUGAUAGUGAAGACAGUACUAGCACAUCAACCAUGCCUUAUGACACCCUGGACCCUGAUGUGAAUCCUGAUGGAACCGCAACAACACCUACACCAGCUGGUCCUUCUCUGGACAAUAUUGAAGACAUGCGGACGUCUGAGGGUCCUAGUUCAGGAAAUGAUAAUCUAGAGGGCCAACCUACUAAGGAUCCUAGUGAUAAUAAUGGUGGUAAAAAUAAAGGUGAUAAAAAGAAUAAAGAUAAAAAGACUCCGGACGACAUUCAGGACGACCCCAGUAAGUUGUCCAAAAAAGGUGACGAGGUUAACCUCUUCUUUGUACCGCCUCGUGAUGACGAGUACAUUUUGGUCCUCCAGUACUCUUACCCCAUGGGACCCAAUGCCAGAAUCAGGUUUACACUGACAGCACUGGACACACCAGAGGACAUUAUGCCUAUAUGCGAGGCUAAACAAGUACAGUUCUGGUCUGAUGAGCUCUCAACAACUAAUGGUGUUGGAGUUUUCAAGAUAAGGAAAGCUUGUAUGGACGAUAACACGAGGUACCACCUGAAAGUAGAGUUGUUGGACGAUCUGCCUGGAGAGAUCACUAUUGGAGGAGUCAUUCUUCUCCCCCAACCAACACCGGACACGCUGGACAGGAUAAACGAUCUGUUCCCGGACACUGAGGAAGGUCAGGCCGCCAGAGACUACUGUAUGGAAAUAAUUUUCAUUUACCCGAGACCAGUUUUAUUGGAACAAUUCCCUGAUUGUGUACCAGUGUACGAUAUAGUUGUACCCACAAUAACUGACGGUACUGUCAGGUGUAACUGCGAUAGAGACGGAGCGUACGAGCCGGACAGAUGUGAAUUGGAGGGGGGACAGUGCAGUUGUAAACCUAAUGUACAGGGACUCAAGUGUGAUGAGUGCAAACCAUCUUUCUUCAACCUGGGACCAAAUGGAUGUGAAGCGUGUGGGUGUUCACUUAUUGGAUCUGAGAACCAGAACUGCGAUCAGGAGUCUGGAGAGUGCAAGUGCAAACCUGGAGUCAUGGGUGAUCAAUGUGACCAAUGUGAGCCGACCUACUACGGGUACGGAAUGGACGGCUGUGCCACGUGCGGCUGUAGCUCCACAGGAAGUACUUCCAUGCAGUGUGAUGCUUACGGACAGUGUCCAUGUAAACCCGGCAUCGGGGGAAUACAGUGCGACAGAUGUGACGACGGACAUUACGACUUCUCGGUGACUGGUUGCAAGCAGUGUGACUGCAGUAGUAUUGGAGGUAGUAACCUGUGUGACCCUGAUACCGGGGACUGUAGGUGUAAGGAGAAUGUGGAGGGGGACAAGUGCAUGACUUGCAAGGACAAUGCCUUCUCUCUUCAGCAAUCGAACCCGGAGGGAUGUCAGGCGUGUUUCUGUUUCGGGCACACUGAAGAGUGUGUUGCUGACACCACCUUCACUCCCAAGAGGGUUAUCAGUGAUUUCGAGAGGAAGGAUGAGGGAUGGAUGUACAAGGUGGCCGGAGAUAAGAACCUACUCCCUGUGGAGCACUCUCCAGUUCAGGAACACAUCAGGGUUACUAACGAGGGAGACAAGCCCCAGACUUUCUGUUUGUUUGCUCCCAAGAAGUACAUUGGAAACCAGCUUAGCAGUUUCCUAACUAAACUCAAAUUCAUGUACAACAUCAAAGGAUCACAGUCGAGUAUAACACAGAUAGUGAUAAGAGGAGAGCCCUACACUCUGACACUCAUUCCUCGUGCUAACCCUGGCGACAAGUACAACAUUCUGAUGCACCCCUCUGAAUCAUGGUUGGUAUCCGACACCGGGAACGAUGACACCAAGUCCGACCAAUAUACUUCCAGCAUGUUCCAGUCUGUAAUAGGAGAUAUCACUUCUAUGGAGAUCUGUGCUACUGUGUACCAGGGAGAAAGUAUUCGAUUGGAGGAGUUCAGUAUUGGUGGUGUGGAGAAGAAGAGCGGCAGGAAGGACAAGACUGCGUACAAUAUUGAGAGUUGUGAUUGUCCUCUGGGAUACGAUGGCAGUUCGUGUGAGGAAUGUGCAGCAGGAUACAGAAGAACUUCCCCCGAGAUGGGUCAAAUGAGUCCUUGUGAGAGGUGCGAUUGUAACAGUUACAGUAACCAGUGUGACCCAAUCAGUGGUCAGUGUUUGGAUUGUCAACACAACACUGCUGGAGACUCUUGCGAGGUCUGUGAGGACGGUUAUUACGGUAACCCUGGUUACGGUAACCCCAGAUCAUGUAAGAAGUGUCAGUGCCCCGAGGCAGACAGGUCCUUCUCCAACACCUGCGAGAUUCAGGACGGCAGCUUUGUUUGUACUAACUGUACCCUUGGUCAUGCUGGUGACAGAUGUGAGGUGUGUGCUGACGGUUUCUUCGGAGAACCAAGUUACGAUAACCCUAACCAAGUCUGUACUGAGUGUACUUGUAACGACAACAUAGAUCCUGACGCAGAGAAUAACUGUAACACAAUUACCGGACAGUGCCUGAAGUGUAUCGGAAACACUGCCGGAAGAUACUGCGAGGAAUGUGCGAGAGGUUACUUCGGAGACGCUAUCGAUGCUAAGAACUGUGCUAAGUGUGAUUGCGACCCAGAUGGUAGUAACAACAUGUACCUCUGUGACAUCGAGAACGGACAGUGUGACUGCAAACCAAAUGUUGUUGGUCAUCGUUGUGACAGUUGUAAGCCAGGCUACUACGACCUAGCAAGUGGUGACGGAUGUGAGGCUUGUGAGUGUGACCUGUUAGGAUCAUCUGACCUGCAGUGCAGUGAGGAUGGGUCAUGUUUGUGUAAUGCUGGCUACUUUGGUAUGAAGUGUAACGAGUGUAGUGCAGGCCAUUACUAUGAUCCUAUUGUCGGGUGUGCUCCUUGUAACUGUAACGCAGAGGGCUCUGAAUCACAACAGUGUGACUCUGAUGGACAGUGUGAUUGUAAGGGAACUGUACAGGGCAAACAGUGCGACAUCUGCCCAAGCAACAUGUUCGACAUCAGCGAAGGAUGUCUCAAUUGUCCAGAUUGCUACUCAUUGGUGGACCGUGAGGUGGACCUACUCAAGGUGAAACUAGAAGAGCUAAAAGAGAUCAUGUCUGAUGUAGACGCACCCACUAUCGAGGCGAGUCCUGACUUUAAGAACCAGAUAGAAGAGGUUCAGGAAGCAGUGAGAGACACAUUCGCUAAAGCUAACGAGACAGCUGCACUGGCAGAAAAACUCAGCAGUGCUCGAGGAGAUAUCAAUGUGCUGAUAGAAACUUUGAAGAACGAAAUGGAGGACACUAACGGUAUUGUCGAUAUUGUUUCUAGUACAGUCGACAAUUCUGAGAGGAAGCUCGAAAAUGCCAAUGAUGCAAUUGAUGAUAUCAAGAGGCAGCUGGAUGAGGGUGUCAAGAUGCUGUUAGAAGAAGGAAAGGCGGCAUUACAACGUGCUGAGGAUAACAUGAGUACUCUUUCUGACGAAAACACUGAGAUGCAGAAGAAAGCUAACCAAGCGAGACGAAUUGCCCAAGAGCAGGAAACAAAGUCCCAAGAAACAGUAGCAAUGGCUCUGGAAGCUGAGGAACUAUCAACCAGCGCUCUUGACACUGCUAAGAGUGCCAGGAACACACUGAGAGAUACACAGGAUAAGUUAGAUGAUCUUACAACAGAUUUAGGUGAACUGAAAGAGGAAUAUGAGCUAGCUAAGAGCGCUGCUACUAAAUACAUAUCCUCCGCCGAGGAUACUUUGCAGGCCGCCACACAACUGAAAGAAGCGGCGUGUAGCGCCAGCGGUAACUUGGAUCUGGAGGCCUUGAAGGGAAGUCUAGCUGCACUGGAUAAGAAAGCCAAAGCAGCAGCCGAUGACGCCAUACAGCUUCAGGAACGGGCUAAUGAGAUGAAGAAAACAGCUGACAGUACGAUUGAAACAGCUGAAGGUUUGCUUGCAGAGGGAGAGGAAGCAGACACUGGUAUGACACAACUGAAGACUAAAGCUGACGAAGCACUGUUACAGAGUCAGCAGGCUGUUCAGGAAUGUGCAGAACUCAUUAAUGACGCUCAGAAGCUAUUGGAAGUACUUCAGAACUUUGAAAGGGAGGUGGAGUUGGCUAAGGGUAAAGCUGAGAGCGCGGUUGCCGAGCUUGAUGAUUUGGAAGAUGCUCUGGAUGCUGCAGAGAGUAAGGUGCAAGCUGCUGGUAAGAAAUUAGGAGACGGUAAGAGAGAUAUGGAGGGGGUUCUGGAUUCCAUAAAGUCUGCUAAAGGCAAUCUGGAGUCAUCUCUGGAAAAUGCUAGAGAGGUCACCGGUAAAAUAAGUGAGUUGCUCGGUGGCUCCCAAACAGCGGCUGACGACGCGGAGACUCUCAAUGAGGACGUGGCGGCUGCUCUAGAGGAGGUCAGACGGCUCAGGAACGAGGCUGCUAACGGCACUUCCCUACUCAAGGAGGUCCUGAAGAAGGCUGCUGAUAGCAAGGCUAACGCCAACAGUUUUGCGAGCACUGUAGAUGCAGGGGACAGGAAGCUGAAGAACCUACAGAGACAGUUGGAUGAUAUUGACAGUUUGGAUGCUGCCAGACUCCAGGAGCUCAUUGACGAGCUCACUCAGGCGGACCAGAAGAUGGACGAGGCUGGCAUUGACGAUAAAAUAGCUGAGAUGAAGCAGAUAUCUUCGGAUCAAGAUGAUAAGAUAGCUUACUACAGAUCACAAAUACUGAUGAUGCGGGAGGAGAUCUUAACAUUGGAGAAAAUAGAAGCAGAGCUUCCCGAUGACACAGAAUGUUACAAUCCCAAUAAUGUGUAAAAUUUACCCAUGGAAUGCUAUAUGAUGUCACGUGGUAUGCAUUUUGAUGGCAUUAUGUGACAUUUUGAUGACAUGAGUAAUUUAGGAGAUCAUAUUUGUGACACUCAAACAACACGAAAGUGUGAGGACUUGUUCUAUGAUUAAUGGAAUGCCCUGUUAACGAUAGUGAAUAUUAUGUGUCCUCAAGCUGAGCUUGAGGCUUGGAGUCAGACGCGAGAGAUAUUUUAUAAUCCUUACAUUUUUACCAUAAUUUUAAUUUAACUUGUACAUAGGAUUCAUUCAUAACACAAACGCAACUUUAACCGUACUAGAUAUAUUAUGCUUUAUAGCUUUAUAGGACAAUUUUAGACGAUGUUUAAUAUUACUGUACAAAUAUUACCUUUGUAGACAUUUUACAUUUAAAAUUUUCUAACCCACACCCAGAGUAUAUUAAAAUGUUUUUACAAAGAUUUAGUUUUAUAUCGAUUUAUCAUUUUCAUUUUAUAGAAACAAUUGCUUAACUCCAUGUUUUUAUACUAUAAUAUUUCAAAGUUAAACUGUUUGAUAUA
Bolinopsis microptera is the source of this 6985-nucleotide messenger RNA. Its product is annotated as laminin subunit gamma-1-like. The record is from RefSeq and is a predicted model, not a curated record. Gene Ontology annotation, biological process: dendrite development; tissue development; animal organ morphogenesis. Bases 18 to 6437 code for a protein of 2139 amino acids. Lineage: Eukaryota; Metazoa; Ctenophora; Tentaculata; Lobata; Bolinopsidae. Gene Ontology annotation, cellular component: basement membrane. The transcript is spliced from 47 exons.